GAAUGUCUUUUACCACUUUGCUUUUAUAGCGUCGGCAUUGGAUCAGCUUACAUUUCUAUAAAUACAAAGUCUUUGUAAAACAAUUACACACAUCCCAUAAGCAAUUAGCUGCAAGAUCUGCAAGACUUUCAGUUAAUUAAUUGUGCCCACUAUAUUAUCCCAAGUUCAAAGGCAAAUCAUGGAUGCUCUUAAGAAAGUAAUCCCCCAAGGUGGCGAAACCAAGGUCCAACACCAGGAAAAAGGUUUGAUGGAGAAGGCUGGAGAUGCUGCGCAGUCUGCCCAGAAAACAGCGCAAGGGGAAAAAGGUUUGAUGGAGAAGGCUGGAGAUGCUGCGCAGUCUGCCCAGAAAACAGCGCAAGGGGUGGGGGAGCAAGUGAAGACCUCAACGCUAGGAGCAGUUGAUGCCGUUAAAAACGCCACUGGCAUGAACAAAUGAACCACGUUAAUUUGUACCAUGUUAUGACGAUUGUGUUUCUUCUACUUUACGCUAUGUCCAAUUAUGUUGCUUAGGUUUGAACUCUUGUUUGAGUCUGAAUCAAUAAUAUUGUAAUAAUGUUUCUUUUAAUUAAGUAGUUUUCCUACUUGCAUUUGAACACUUUUGCAGUAUAUAUGUGAUUCAACUCCAGGUUUAUGUA
Lycium barbarum (goji berry) is the source of this 635-nucleotide messenger RNA. Its product is annotated as stress-induced protein KIN2-like. The record is from RefSeq and is a predicted model, not a curated record. The coding region runs from base 179 to 436 and encodes 85 amino acids. NCBI's taxonomy places the organism in Eukaryota, Viridiplantae, Streptophyta, Magnoliopsida, Solanales, Solanaceae. The transcript is spliced from 4 exons.